Molecule: messenger RNA, 44331 nt
Organism: Xyrichtys novacula (pearly razorfish)
Lineage: Eukaryota; Metazoa; Chordata; Actinopteri; Labriformes; Labridae
Source: the annotation of a GenBank genome assembly
AUGGGAACUGCCGUGUCCAAAAGGAAGAAUUUAAGAAACGAUGCGAUAUCUUCUGUGGCAGCAAAAGUUAGGUAAGUGACAUCCAGACUCUUCUGCCUUUUUUCAACCAUUUUCGUCAUGUGUGGCAGCCUUAGGAGGACUUGACAGGUGUUUCAGCCUCCAGGUGCGGAGUUACCGUGUGUGACACUUGUGUGUGAUGAAUUACCACUGCGCUACCCCAAAUCUCUUUGCAAUGCGCAAGAGAUGCUCUUUGCGCUUUCGCACGUCUGUCCCGUCUAGCCUGGGGCGUGCGUCUGGAAUGUGUGCGUAAAUGACCCUUUCUUCUCUCCAAACUGCCCCUGUAACGUCAAAAUGCAGAGUAUUUCAGGGAGGCUGCCCCCAUCUUCCUCGCAGACUGAGUUUUGUUUGGACUAAAUUAGCUGGGAGAGGAUUUUUUGCCCGCUGGCGCGUCGCAGCCUUUUACGGAUGUUAUGAAUGAAGCAUCAUUGUGUAAUGAAAGUCAUGCAGAGGCAGAGCGAGGGUUGCUCUGACUCACAGUCACCAUGCUUCCUCGCAUCUGUACUACCAAAUCCACACCAUCACCGGCUGUAGAAAUGAAAUAAUCUGCAAAGUUACGUUUUAACCCCAAUUUCUGCAAAAACGGUUUCCUGUCUGGCCGCAUCGACCCGAGCCGGACAGCGCGUCCAACGACAAGGCUGCUGCCUUCACGUCCCGCCAGCCAAAUGAUCCAUUCGUCAAUUGAUCAAUCACAAAAAUCGACUGGGUCGUUAGCAGGGAUCAACAAUCACGGUCAGAUAUUGGAGUGGUCACUGAGUGCAGCCUGUUAAUUUAUUCAGACUGUUUGGAAGGAGACCAACACGUUAAAAGCUGUGAACAACUCACUCCGGAGAGACGUUCAGUGUAUAUUUAUGGGCUGUAUGGAUUUCUUUUAAUGGCCACGUCCACAUCCAUCUGUUUAAGCACCACGCAGUCAAAGUCACCCCCAUCCUGCGUGUAAGGGCUCGCUGUGGAUGGAGCUGCAGCUGUGCCGAAAACCACGUGUGACUGUGUUCAUGCGUCCACACAUGUUGUGCAGAGACGCUGAGCGGGGAUCAGGAGUGAGAUCAGGAUACAGAUUCAGCGGAUUUGGUCUUGUGCUUCGGCGGCAGGCCCUGAUGUGUGGUUGUAACUCAGUCAGUGAAUGACCUUGACUUGUGCAUCCUCAAACAGACACAGAUGUGGGAUGAUGUGCUAUUACGUCAUUCAGUCGGCGGCGUGUGUGAGGCAGCCUUACGUUACAUAGUCUGUAUGUCAGACCUGUUCUGUAUGCGUUGCCGUGUGUGAGCGUGUGAGAGAGGGACACCUUCAAAGGAGGAUGGGUAUGUGAUGCACAUAAACAAUGGCAGGGGGCAGAGAGGAGUGUGUGUGUGUGUGUGUGUGUGUGUGUGUGUGUGUGUGUGUGUGUGUGUGUGUGUGUGUGUGUGUGUGUGUGUGUGUGUUCAGUGAAACAGGCUUUCCCCCCCAACACACUUGAAUUUAUGCACAUAUUAACCCACUGAUUUCUUGGUGUAAAAGAGGUCUAAUAGACAUCUUAAUGUAGCCUAGACAACUGGUCUAAAAUCAGGUCUAAAAAUGAAAGUUUUUUAGACGUCUAAAUUUAGACCAAUUUAAGACUAAAUCUAAAUCUGGGCUAUAUCUAUACUUCACUGUAUGUUGCUCAAUGGCUAUCAUAAUUGUUUUGGUUCAGUACUUGGAGAUCAGUUAUGCAACUCACAGUUGCUUUUUGAAAUAAAUAGUUAUCGAAUAACGAGUUUAAGUGUAAUGUCUAAAUCCCGUCUAUAAAUAUACAGAAUCUGGAUGGUUGAAAUUAGGUCUAAAACAAAAAAUUGACGUCUAAUAGCCGUCUGUUGCUCAGUGGGAAGUUAGCUCUGUGAUUCUCGGCUGUCCUCCUCCUUCAUACACACCCCUGCACACACACACUCAUUUACUUUCAUGUUCAGAGUGAACCUUACCUCCCAUGCAUGGGAGUCACAGCUGAAUCAGAUCCAUUACUGACCAGGAACUAACUGUGACGUGACCUCUGUGACUGUGGAAACAAUUGAACGUAGUUUUGAAGCACACUUCAGUCUCAUAACUAACUCACAGGUCUAUGUGUGCAGCCAAGCAUGUGUGCACAAACACACACAGUGCUGCCUUUAUUUUAUCCUGGUAUACAGUGAGGUCUGUCUGACAGAUCUCAAGCAGACCUCUGUGCAGUGUAACAUAAGGCUUUUCCAGCAUAGUCAUUUAUGCAGCAAUGUGCAAUCAUCUUUUUUUAUUUUAAGUUUGACAUACAAUUUAUUUUUCAAUUAUUGUUUCAAGGUUCCUUUUUGCAAAACUGUGCAUUCAGUACAUUUUAUGCUGAGCUUGCUUCGUGUAAGCAUGAACACCUUUCAUGAAAAGGAAAAAAUAAGAAGCUCAGUGACCUCUGGUGAAACAUGUAGAACAACUGAAAUUACCUUUUUGUUUUUGUAGCUACAAUGCCACCAGCUAUUACUUUAUUCUCAUAUUAGCUGGGUGUGUUCAAUUCUCUUUGCUGCUGUUUUGGAAACUCAAGAGGAAAAUGCACUCUACUUUUCAAUGUCGUAUGCAUUAUAGCAGAUCAGGAAUGUGAAUAUAAGCGGAUUCGGUACCUGCAGUUUCAGGAUACUGGGAUGUCCAUGAUGACUGAGGCUGGGGGCACAUACACCACCACCUACACACACGCUGAGUUUGGUCAUAGCAGAGUUUUGACUCAUCAAUUUCUCAUCAGCUACUCAAGUUAGUGUCCAGUAAGCAACAUGAUACAGAGUCUCUGUGGUCUUCACAUCGAAUCAGAGGACAUGUAUUAUAAAACACUGCUGUCAAGAACCUUCGGUAAAGUAAGACACACACAAACGCACACAUACAGUAUUGCUUGUUUGCUCAACCUCCUGAUGACGCACUUUGUCUCACCUUUUCUCAAUUUUCUUCACUUUCCGUCUGCGUUUAAUAUGCUGACAAAGACACACAGGAACACACAGACUCUUUUCAGUGCAUUAAGUAUCUCACAGGUAAUUGACAGCAGGUGUAUGUGUCUGUAAGUCUGAGUCAUCGUUUGCACAUCCACAAAUAACUACACGUACAAAGGCUUUUUGUCCUGCAGCCAAAAAAGAAAAAACCCAAAGCAGUGACUAUUUGGCGUCAUAAAUACACCCACACGCCAACAAACACUUUAAUUUUAAUGACAUCCCGUAAUCCACCUCCUAGUUUUUCCUAAAUCCCUUAGAGACCUAACUUUGGCUUGUAACCGAAAAGCUCCAAAUGUGAUCAGACUCACAUGAAAUCAUCACAUGAAGUCACUGGUCAUUCCCCACAACAUGAGGAACCUUUCCCUUGCAUAGAGAUGACUCUUAGAGAUGUACAUGAAAUAUUUAUCGAGCUUGCUAGCCUGUGGUGGGGGUCAUCGCAUCAACUGAGCUUUUAUCGCUUCGGUAAUUUGAAAGAGUGAUGAAUCUGACUAGUGCUCUGUAUGCUGGAAACACCUGACCAGUUUGAUCAAGAAAUGUUUAAAUACAAAACAUAACUAGCAUGAAGUUUUUAUCUUUUGUGGUGCUUUUGAAAGACUGGUUAAAACCAAAUCAAGAAAAAAGUGUCAUAUUUCAACACACAGGAAUGGCUGAAAUACUUUGAAGAAAUGACUUUGAGACCCAAGUCUUCAAACUUCCAAAACUUAAAAGCUCUGUAUUUUAUUCUUAGUCGACCACAAUCACUCCACUCUUGGCGGUGGCACCGGGGAAAACCAAAAGCCAUUAAGGCCUGCCAACUGGGAGUAGCCAUUCAGAAGAAAUCUUAUUAGAUCCGUGCUUUGUCUAAGCUUGAAAGUUUUUUUCUUUUCUCAAUAAAAGGAGGCUUUGUUGUCCAAAACCUCAAAGUAUUGAUCAGUGCAACAUAAACCCAGGUCAUUUUAAAACUUGUAAAUUGACCAAACAACUUUUUCACAACGAGAAAUAUAUAGAUAUUUCCAUUUUGCUUCUGAAUUCUAUGACUACUGCAUCACAGUAACAUCAGGUUUGUGAAAAAUGUAUUAUGUUGAUCACUUCGUCUUACACCCACCCCACAGUGGCAUUCUCUGACAUUAGCUUUUAGGAUCUGGAUUUUGUAGGUCACAGAGAGGCAUUACUUUUAAUUUAAGUCUGUCCUUUCACCAGGGAACAAGUCCUCACAGUUGAAAGUAUUCCAACUUUUGUAACACCAUGCUCCUCAAUGUCACCUAUCCUUAACUGACUAAUCAAAAUCAAGAAGAAGUGAGACUUUUGGUAUAAACUUUGUCAACAGCUAUAUCAGUAUUUUCAAAGCUUCCUGGUCUAUUCUAGAACACCAUUACUCUACAUUGUUUUCAAAGUGUUAAGAAUGUGUCAGAAUAAAAAACAUAUCAAGAAUACUGAAUAUACAAUUAUUUGAUAUUAGGUACUUAAUAUUAUUACAUAACCAACCUGUUAUAUAGUGACCUAUGUAUAUAUUUUCCAUUACUCAACAUUCCUAUGCAAUCCUCACCAUAGCACUACAGCCACAUACAGUCUUUUAUAUGCAAGUUAAAUUUCUUGUACAUAUUUGUGUUAUACUUCAUGUUAAACGUUUGUACAUGGAGAGCAAACUCUACCCAAGUCACAUACAUGGCCUUUACUACCAAGGGAGGUGAAAAUGCAGUGAGAGAUCCUUCAUCACCUGGCAACAGUAAUGGACACAGGCCUUAAUACAACUUCACCAUCAUAUAAAUGACUAAACUUACCUCUGGAAAAACGCAGGCAUUAACUUACUGUAGGCAGCAGGGUCCAGUGAGUCAUUCACAAAGGUCAGUAGGUUUUAUCUCUUUAACACGUGCAGAACGUGUGGUAUUGCCUUGCUGAAAGGGAAGUCCCUGAAAGAGACAUGGCUCUGAUAGCAGUGUACUCAUGUUGCUCCUAAACCUGUAUGUACCUUUAAGCAUUUAUGGAGCCUUCACAGAUGUGACAGUUAGACAUAGACACGGACACACCUCCAGACCCUCACAGAUGUUGGCUUUCAAAUCUGAGAACAGUCUGGAUGGUCCUUUUCACACCACGUCCAUGAUUGUCCAGAACUAUCUGAAACGUGGACACGUCAGACCGCAGUAGGCUUUUCCACUUUGGGUCAGUCCAUCUCAGACGAGCUCGGGUCCAGAGAACCUGGUGGUGUUUCUUGGUGUUGUUGAUAUCUGUCUUUGUCUUUGCAUGGUAGAGUUUGAACAUGUAGAUGUGAAGACGAACUGUGUCCUUUGACAAAGGUUUUCCUCCUGAGUCCUCCUGAGCCCACAUGGGAUGGUGUUGGUUUUUAAUGCAGUGCUGAAUCUUUGAUGAUCUCUGAAUCUUUUGAUGAGUUUAUGGACUGUAGAUGAUCAUAUCUCUAGAUUCCUGCAGGUGUACAUUGAGAAACGUCCUUAAACUAUUGAACUAUUUGCCCAUGCAGUUGUUGACCAAGUGGACCUCAUAAUCUGGCCCCAUUUUAGCUUGUAAAGGACUGAGCCUUUUAGGGAUGCUCCUUUUAUACCCAAUCAUGACUCUUACCUGUUUCUAGUGAACCUGUUCACCUGUGGAAUGAUCCAAACUGGUGUUUUUGGAGCAGUCCUCAAUUUUCCCAGAAUUUUGUGGACCCUGAAUUGUGAACGUGUUGUGUUGCAGCAUUAAAUUCAAGAUGAGUUAAUAUUUGCAAAAACAAUGAAGUUUAUCAGUUUGAACAUUUAAUAACUUGUCUUUGUAGUGAAGUUGAUUGAUAAUAGGUUGUAAAAGGAUUUGCAAAUCUUUGUAUUCUGUUUUUACUCGUUUUACACAAUGUCCCAACUUCAUUGGAACUGGGGUUUAUAAUCUGAUAAAUGCCAAGAUAUUUUCAUCUCAAUCAAAGCGUUUGACAUCCCAAAAUUAUUAGCCUAACUGCAUGGAAGCUGAUAUGAAAUUAGUUUUUUGCUGUUUAUUUGGCCUAAGCACUGACAGAUGUUUGGGAAUUGUUAUAUGCCAUGAGGAAACCCUAAAGAUAUACCGGUUUCUUGGACCGGGCGUUGGUCUGUGCCAUCUCCUGCAUGUUUAUGGGUUGCUGGUUAUGAAACAAGUCACACACUCCCCUCCAGCAGCUCCUAUGAGAGCGACAGGGAGCAUGCAAGGAGGAGAAUGAGAGAGGGAGCGAGAAGGAGAUUACCUCCAAUUCACACACCAGAAUUCUGCGAUGUUGAGUGAGAAAGCAAAGGCUUUGAUCUUCAAUCUGCCAGAGAGGAGGAGAGGGGGGCUGUGCAGCGGUUCGGCUCAAGGGCAUCGGACAGCAGCAUCCGUGGAGCUGUGGUGGAGAGAAAGAUGGAAGAGAUGCAAGAUGAAAGCAAAUGAAAUGCUAAUGCUAAUGGAAUAAUGAAACAAUGCAUAUGUGUCCUGGACAGGUGCGCCUGUCUUUGUAGCAGAUGUGCAGUCACUGGGUACAUGAGGUUGAGGGCAGUUAUGUAACUGCUUUUUGAGUUAUUCAGAUUCAUUCGAGUUAAACAAAGAGGAUGUUUUUUCUUUUAAUCUUGUUUUUAUAUUUUUGUUUUAAGUGGUUUGGCUCCGUACUGCAGCAGCUUUUAAGCAAAGCAAAUAUUUGUCUAUCACAUCGACCUCCUUCCCCGUCUCUCACCAUGUAAUACCGUCGCAAUUAUUAUGCUGAGGGAGGCAGAUUGUAUUGAUUGCAGUCUGAAGAUGAUUGGAGCUCCCGCAGUGUUAUAUGAUUGUUUGUCUGUGUUUGCCUCUUUACGCGCACAUUUACUCUGUUUCUUCUUUUAUUCUUUAACAAAAUAAUGUCAACUCAGUUAUCCUCUGUUUUCACAGAGCGUUAGAGGCCUGGCUCUCCGAGAUCAGAUAUGACUAAGCAAGUCUAAAUUUAUAAAGGGGACUUUGUUGAUAUUGGUAAAAGCUUUUGUUCAUCUCCCUACUGUUACAGCACAGUCUUUUUCAAAGAAGUUGUGUAUGAAAACAACAAGUAAGAAAUAUUCAGUCAAUGAUGUUAAGGACCCUCCAAGAAUCUAUUCUCCCAGAUAGUCCUGAGUGAUCUUCAGUGUCAUCAGUAAGUUAAAUGCAAGUUAUGGUUAGAGGUAGAUACAGCCUACUUCACCGGAGGAGCAAAUAUGAUGUUAUAGUAUAAAUGAGUGGCAGGGAUCUGAUGGAUGAUGGAAGGAGUAACAGACUUGGAAAAUGGGUGAGGAAAGAAGGGAUAAUGAUGGUGGAGGCAUGUGUUGACAGAUGAUGAAAAGGGUGUUGACGGCUGAAAAGAUGAGAGCAUGAAGGGUGGGUGGAGCUUGGAGUCAUUAUCGGAUCGACCGAGGAGAGAGAUGAUGGACCGCUGUCAGCUUGUGUUGGCGGAAUCAAAGGGGUUGAGACUCGGGGCAGGAAAGCAGUAUUUUCAGUGCAAAAGAGCUCCUCUGGUGUGUGUGUGUGUGUGUGUGUGUGCACUUUCCUACCUAUCUAAAAGGGGAACUUGGCGUCGUAAAACUUCCACCAAGAGGGGACUGCAUAGCCAACAGGGGACAUUUUUUAGGUCCCCUCUUGGCCACUCUGGUGAAGUUUUUUUUUUUAAUUUUAGCCAAGUAGGGGACCUGAAGGUGUGUGAGUGUUAAAGUCCAUGCGAGGCUAUCCCCCGAAGGCUGGGGCUGGAAUUACAACGACCCUUAAACACACGUCGUUUUACACACACUCCCUGAAGGUGUGAAUGGUUUGCACUGAAGGCAGCCUUUCAGACUGCAGAGGGGCUGUUUAACGGGUUACUGGGUGCAGAACAUGUCUCUUUAAAGAUGGUUUCUCUUUGUUUUAAAAAAAAAAAUUUAAGCAAUUGCUUAAAAAACACACAUUUUAGACUUUGACAAGACUCCUGAAGUUUUUCAUUCCCAAGAUACUCACUUAACCAGUUUCACAAGCAUUGGAUUUCUAUUAAUUUUUCAAUAUAUUUCAAGUAUCAGUCUACACUUCUGAGAAUGCAAUUUUCUUUACCAUGCACAUUACAGAAAAAAGGGACUUCCACUUUUUGAAAUGACAAAGGUUCCCUGUUGGUUGGUAAACAGUGACAGGAGUUCCCACUUAAAUAGUACGCAGCGACUUCACACACCGCCAUGGAUGAAAAUAGAAAAUAAGUAAAAUUAAUAAGUAAUAAGUGUGUGUGUGUGUGUGUCGUGGGGAAGAGGUAUGGUUGGCUACCUGCAGCGUUAAUCAAGCUAAACAAGUCUUCCCGAGUCUUGUAUGGGCCUUGCUGAUAAGUUUUGCUAAAGAUCAGACAGAGACAUAAAGAAACUGGAGGAAGGGGAAGGUCAUGGCUCUGCUGAGAGAGGAGAAACGCUGGUGUCAGGGGUGGAUUCAGGGUAUAGACAGGGGGUGACCCAGCCCAGUCCCAGGGGUGCAAUUUGAUUAUUUUGUCAUUUCUUGACACAGUGAGAAACUUGACUUGGACUUGCCUCUGCACUCACAGACAUAAGACUUGAUUUGGACUUGCAAAAAGUGACUUGUCCCCAUCUCUGUCAGCUUUUGCAAGCAGCUGGCCAACUAUUCCCCACUCUGACGUACCAUCUGGUGUUCGCAUGUCUUUCCUAAAGAUAGUUGAACUAAAAGACACAGCUCCACCCUGGAUGAAAUCACAACACUGAGGAGAAUCCAAGUCAUGCUUCAGUAUGAUUAACAUUGGUGCAGAUGUAUUCUAGCAUAAGUCAGAUAUUUGACACAUUAUACUUUCAAAUAUGUGUAGGCUACAGUAGAAACAGAAGGGGGCUGUGUGUAAGUGUGUGUGAAGCAGUUGCAUCACUUCGCACUGUUUGUGGUUCGAGUGGUUGUGGUGAGUCACUGACAUUUUAAUCAGCUCCUCGAUCAGGUGCUUCGUUCCCACGUGUCCCGUAAUGCACCACACUUUCAAGACUGCAAUUAACAUCCACAGAUCCCCCUGGUCCUCAGCGUGCGCAACAAGCCUCUCAACAGGUUCUGGACACCCCAGCUGUGCCUUCAUGUGUGUGUGUGUGUGUGUUCCUCCAUGUGUGUUAGUAGGGAACCCAAUUCAAUUAGACCAUCUGAGAGGGGGAUUCGAUUACGAAGCAUUAAGAGUGAGGAAUCUCUGAGCCUGGCAGCCCAUUGUUUACAGUGAAGGGACGCCCAGGGAGACAUCAGCUCUGAUGAUAUUGAGACCAACAGGAACUCUGCCAGGGGGGAGUGAUGGCCUAGUUUUAGCCUCAAGCCUCUUACCUCGUUUAGAUAUAUGGUCACAGUGGUUAACGGCAUCAGAAUCCACAGGGGGAAGGCAUGAGAUGAUUAGAAAUAGGUCAAUAUGGCACAAAAUACUGUGUGUGAGGGCAACAGUGUGUGUCCCUCCAUGAGUCAGUUCUUUAAUCUCAGAGCGAUCUGUUAGUCUACAGAGACCAUUUCUUUUACUUAGGAGAUAAUUAAUCUCUUAAAACCAAAGUGUAGCUAUAAUAGGUAAAACAUUUAGUUUUUAACCACAGACUAUUUUGUCCUCUGUGACUUUUUGACAGGGGCACAUUGAGGGGCUGCUCAGUAAUGGCAAAAAUCAAAGUCAAACUUCUGGAUCACACGAGUUCACAUGACUUAAAACCUCUUUUAAACUUAAAACUCGCAAUUCUUAAAAAAAAAAACAAUGUACCACCUACCUUUUUGUCUACUGAACCAUGUCUUCCUGCUCUUCUCUCUCCACCUGUCUUCUUGAACUGAGGUAGGAUUGUUCUUUUCUAUUGCGUUCAAGGAAGUCAGUCACUUUUACGACUGUUUCUGCUUCCCGAUUUAAAGUACAUUUGUCCCCUUAGGUAAAUCUUUUUUUUUUUUUUUUGGAGGACUUUUUUUCCAGUAUGGAUUUCAACAUUUGCCAUAACAAAGUUUAUUUUUUUUUAUCUUGAACAGCAGGCCCAUAUCUCACUUUAGACUUAUACUGUAUAAAGAGUGGGCUGAAAUGUCUAACCCUGUUCUAAAGGUCUCCUUUUGUAGCCGCUCCGUUGAAAUCAGGUUGUAUUUUACAUCUAAUUGCAUUGACUUUACACUUACCUUAAUAUUUCUCCACUUGGAGUAGGACAAAGAAAGGUUUAGUUGGCUAGUGCUCAUCACAUAAAAUGUGGGUGGACAAUUUACACCUGCAAUAGCAAGCCCGACCGGCGGACUGUUUGAUUGAUGAGAAGUGAAAAUGUAGGCGCUUAAGCACCCGGAAAUGACAAUUGAAAAAGAAACCCAACAAAAAGAGGAUAAAGCGACGCAGGAAUAAUGUUGUACCACCUGGAAUGCAAUAGUGUGCACAAACUUGAAGAGAGUGAACAGAAAGGAGCUUGUUUACAGACUCGUUAAUGUCCCAUCUGUCAGGUUGCUGGUUGCGCAUUGUUCCGUCUGAAUCUAUUCAAAGAGACGAGGAGCUGAGGUGUGUCUUCCUGUGGUUGAGGAUCGUUUUGUGCAUGUGGGGGUGGUUUGAAGAGUUGGUGGCAGAAUUGGUUGUGGAAAGAUUGGGUCGUGUGUAACUGUGUCUGACUCAUCAUGCUUGUGAAAUGCAAAGUACACCUAAGAACCCGCUGAACCGUCGACUCUGGCAAAGGUGAAGCCUUCUUGUCUCCACUUUCACUCCCUCACCGGGCGGAUACAAAGCCGAUGACAAGAAAAUAGACAACAGGUGCAGGUUUCAAGUUCUCUUCAGUUAUUUAUAAAACCAAAUUGAAGCUACCCUUGAGUUCAGUUUUUUGAUGGCAAUGGAGAUUUCAGUAUCCUUGCUUCAUGAGUGUUAGAAACUGUUCUCCAAAACAGACUGCUGCAUCACUCCGGACAAAUCAGACAUACAGUAUGAAGUCGUUACCUGACUGUCUUCUUUCAGCUGCAGCAUUUCAUCGCUGCUACUGUUUUAAAAGCAUUUCUGGUGUGACUAGUAUCAUCAACUACAGAUUUAGCAGACUUUGGUUUUAAAGACAGCAGCCUGUUAAGCUGGAGGAUUAUGUGCUGCAUACUCCAGCAUCUUUUUUACAACAGUUCACAUAAAUGAAUGAAGUUGACACACAAGUCAAAAUGAUUUAAAGCUGACAUAGAGGCGGUAGAUGACUGUUCAACAUGAGUCUGGUCCUGCUCUGAGCUUCUGCCUGUUAAGAUCUUUUUUCUUGCCACUAUAACUUGCCAAAUGAGAGGAUAGAGAAUGAGAAUGAGAGGAUAGAAUCUUGUACAAAUCAAGAUUGACUGAUGAGGCAAGAAACAGCCUAUUUGGAGAUUGAAAGAGAUGGGACAUAAUCCACUGUUAAGCAGUUCCGGAGCUUAUCAAGGUUCGUCUAAUGACAGUGUAGCUUCUUAAUGACUUUAAACAGAUCUCUGCAUGCAAGUGAAACUAUCUUUUGCUUUCUGCUGACUCGACCAGCAGUCUUCUUCCUCUCAGACCAUCUUGAGUGGCAAAAGCACCGCCAGGCAAUGAAUUGCUAAUAUUUCUUGGGCUCAUGUCAAUCAUAUUCCUCUUGAACUGCCCUGAUUUGCCUCACACAUACUUUGCCCCUGCAGAUGGGUCACUGUGAAUCAGUGGUGCUGUAUGAAGACACCGUGUCCUCCUUAAGAAAAGUUACACAAAACUCAGAAGAUGUGCCCGUGUCCAACUUUGAAGUUAUAUUGAAAGAGCAAAGAUGAUUUUUACCUGAUCUGAACCAAGUAUUGUCUUCCUUUUAAAGAAGGAGGAAAAAAACAACCUCUGACAUAAUUUAUUCGUCCAUUUUUGAAGGACACAGACAAAAUAUGUCAUUCAGCAGUCUUGGUUUUUACAUGAGUAACUGCUUCUAUGCACCUCUGUAGAGGACACUUUUGGAUAAGGUCAAUUAAUUUGGAGAAGUGUUGAGUGGUUAAGAGGAGGAACUGUUUCCAAAACUCACAUUUGUAGUGUCCUAGGACGCUGGGACAUCUAACUUGGCAGACAGAUAGUUCUGCAUUCACGUGUGACAUUGUGAGGAAUCUAUCCUUCACUUUGAAAAACAAGGACAUUGUGAAAUGGAUUGUAAAUUUGAUCGUUUCCUGUCCAUAAGUCGAUCAGUAAGUGAAAUUUUAUGCCUCAAUGUAAAGUUACAUGAUAUAUGUGCAGGAAAUUGAGGUCAACACCCUGUCGUAAAAACACGACUUAGACAUGGUAUAGUGGGGGUGUAAAAACCCAAGCUUUGGUUGCCAAUAAGUCUGCGAGUGUGCCGUCACAGUAAUAACAGCACUUUAGUAUCUGCAGCAGAAUUAACUUCAUUUAUAAGGGAAUGGCAUUGGAACCAAUGGCUUAAGUAUUGGAAAUUAAUCUAAAACGGGUGGAAACUUUGAGUUUUUAAUGUAUGUACAUUGGAGCAUUUUUUAACUAAGUUUUAAUUUAAGAAUUAUUCUACUUCACAGAAUUUUUAUUCCAAACAAACAGGUUUACUUUGUCUUCUGAUGAGGGUCAUCUGAUACGACCAGAAAGUUUUUUUAAACAGCACAUAUCAGAAUCUGCGUUUUUUAACUUAUAUGAGAAUUUAAAAUGGCAGCCUUUGAAUCCAACACAUGAACUAUAUGGAGAAAUCUAUAAUUCUGUUGUAGUUUAACAAACUCUGUCUGCAGAGGGACAACAGGAUGGCUUUUUCCUCCUUUCAUACUUUCUCUAUUUAAAGUUUUAUGAUUCAGUCUCUUUAAAAGCUGUGUCAUUGUUGUGACAUCUCGUGUGAUCUGAUUUGGCCCAGGACAGACUUGAACCUUCACCAUAUGAAACCCUUUGCUUUAAAAACAGAUCAUAGUUUAGUAUUUAGCAGGUCUGGAGACGCCCAUCAUGAGAUUAAAAGCCCUUAGAAAAGCCUUUAAGCGACACAAAGGAUUUAGGGUUUGACUUGGAUUUCAAAUAUGCAUUUUGUCUUGCAGAUGAAAGUCUGCUGUGUUUCAUCCUCGUUGUCCUGACGGAGCACUCCUUACCUCGCUUCUUUCCCUUAAAUUUACUCCACCUUUUCAUUUUUAAUAUGCCCUGGUUUUCUCUCUCUACACUCCACUUCCUCUUGGCAAUAAUCCCUCCUCUACACUCAAACUCCCCUCCCCGGCUGGUUUCUCUCCCCAAACCCUCGUCACAUGUCUGAGAGCAUGCGGGACGAAUUUCAUAUCCGCCUGUCAGCCUCCCUCCUCUUCUUCAAUUUCACCAUAUUCUCUCUUUUCUUCUUUUCUCACCUGUCCACAGAGUAUCUUCCAAAUGUGUUCCUAAUGUUUUAUGCCCUCAUGUGUAGUGAGUCCAAUACUGUAACAUGAGAGAACUCAGGGAGAGGAUUUGUGUAAUAGAUGGAUUGAGAUGUGUUUUUCUCUAUCCACUUUUCUCGUUUCCACUCAUGUAUAAUGGAUUAUGCAAGCCUCUUGCACCAUUGUUUGCUGAUUCUAAUCACAGGGCCCUGGCCUGUUGAAUAAUAAAGCAGGAGGGCAAAUUGAAAACGUCUCUAAGCUUUAGAGGGACACCUGCUGAUGAGUGCGUAGACUAAAUUCAUCACAAAUGUAGUCAGUGAGACUGUUUGUGUGGUACAUCACCAGUUUUGCACACAAAUGCAUAUUUUCCUCCUGUCCUUUCUUUUCUAUCAUCUUUGAUAGAUUUAAAUAAUGUUACAAUAAUAAAAGACUUAGAGGAGAGUGGCAACAACAGCAGUAAGACAUUUACCUUGAUCCACUUCAGCUGUUUAAGUUAAAUAAGACUUUUUUUGAUCCGGAAUGAUCCCCCCCAAAAAAACAGUUUUCACAGCUCUGAUUUCACUCUCACUGCAGUCCUCCUCAAGUCAUAUGUAAGAAAUCAUUUUCAGUGAACAGGUGGGAGCCAAUACAGAUUUGCAUAACCAACAUAGACUGUAUAGAGAAUGGACACCAUCUGCCACAGUGCCCUCUGGUGACGGGCUGCAGUAUAGGUCAUAAAUCCCGCCUCCUCCAGCAAUCCCUAUGGAGCUGUGGACGAACUUUAGAAAUUAAUUAUACAGAAUAUAAAUUUACAGAAAGUGGAGAAAAUCCUGGAAAUACGGAGAGCAAUUCAGCUUCAAAUUCAUAUAAUGAUGGAAGGCGGAGCCAAGUUGUCCAUAGUAUAUACAGUUUAUGAAAGCCACCUGUACACUUUAUAUCAUCCCACUCAUUUCCCUGCUACCAACAAAAGUUAUGAAUUAAAAUGAUUUUUUCCAUCUAAACAGAGCAAAAAUAGAGAAAAAAAGUCCUUUCAGGUGAGAACGCUUUCUUGGCAACAGAUUCUGAUGAGCCUCACUGCAGUACAAAAUAAAACUAAGCUGAUCAUUUAAAUUAAGUUAAUUAAUUAGGCUGGAGCAUUAUCCUCUUUUAGAGUAAAUUACUUGUGGAGAUAAUGUCAGACAAGCUAAAAAGACCUUCUGCAGGAAUAUUCAAAUCAAGUCUCCAUACACCUUGGUAAAUAUAACUAUGAAUAGAAGAAUAAACAACAUUUUUUCCUUGACAUCCUUUGGUCCCACUCUCCUAUCUACAUUUCAGUGCGCUGUCUGUUUUCAGGCACUGCAAGCCAAAAGGUAUGAGGCUACUAAAUGUAGUGUUAUAUCUGCACUGACGAGAUGCAGCAGGUCACAUACAUGAUACAAAAUGAAAAGUGAUAAUGGUGCAGCAGUGGGUCCCAUCGGCUACACCGCACCGCGCUGCCUUACAGGAAGGAAAUUUAUCCUGCAUGAGGACCUGAGGCAAAAAUGGCUGACAGUGCAGUAUCCUGACACUAUGCUCUCAUACUCUGGGAGUUUCUGUCUUCUCUAGUCCCUCAAGCCUCAACAAUGGUGCUGACUGAGCUCUUAAAAGUGUUAAUUACUGAUGUAUGUACUACAAAUUAGCACUGGUGGAGGACUUUGGUGGUGAAAUCCAAUUGCUUGACUUGACUUUGGCUCUCUGCUUUAUUAGAAAGCCCUGCUUUGUGAUUUAAGUGGUUUUCAUGUUAAUUAACUUUAACAUAAGGCCAUUUUCUGACUUUUCUCUCAGGAUACUUCUUUUGAAUAUGUAAAGCCGCUUUGUUCAUGUAAGCUGUCUCUAGAGGACCUCCGCCUUGUAAAGAGGAGGAUGGGGGGGAGACGGGAAAGAAGGGGAGAAAACAAGUAUGGAGAGCUAGGUUUAAAUAAGAAAAUGUUUGUACGGCAGAAAAAGAGAGUGCAUCAGAAAAAUUCAAGAGUAGAUAGUCAGCAUUCACUGCAUUACUCUGCUGUCUGUGUCUGCGAGUGUGUGUUCACCUGCUGUGUAGGGCGAGCUUUAAUAAUUGACAUAGCUUACAAGAGAGGACGCAGACACCGCCAGGCAUCGCUGCAGAUGUGUGUGUGUUUGAUGAUGUGCGUGCUGUGUCAGCCAUCACCUCUGACAUCAGCAAGCAAAUUUGACCAUUGACCAUUUUUUUGCACAUAUCAGAUCAUUUAUCAGAAUUACAUUAUAUAAACUUAAUGAAAUAAUCAUUCACAGUGCUUUUUUAGUUCAUUGCAACAAAAAUGCUCACCUCUCAUAGCUGAUCCACCAGUCUGUACAGUUGAUCAGCGGCAGUAUUUUAAAAGGUAACCUAACUGUAUGAAUGAUUGGCUGCAGGUGAAUGUUGAAAUUUAACAUCAAUACACACCUUAUGUUCAUUCAUUUUAAAACUAACUGAAGUUUUUCAUAUUGUAAAUGUGUAAAGAUGUGUUUUACUGCUGUGGACGGUCUAACUUGAAAGAGUAUUAAGUCCUACAAAAUGGUAAUAACCUUACAGUAGCAUUGCCCUGACUGUAUUAUACAGUUUGUAAUUGGUAAGACAAUGAAACACAGUCUAUUCUAGUCUAAGAAGAAAAUGACAGGCUUAUCGUGAUCGAGGAGUACAUUCAUAUUCAAAGCACACAGCAUUACAGUUCCUCACAUUUUCUCUUUUCCUCUCCUCUCUCCUUCAUUACAGCUGUGAAUCCUAAUAGUUGUUGCUAUGGUGCUUCCCCUGUCUUUUACAUUACAGCCAUGAUUAACAUUGAAAGCACAUCCUCAGAGUUAUUUGUCCUUUUACACCGUAGCUCUUUGCUCAUUUUCCACUCCUGUCACACACUGACCGUAGCUGCAAUAGGAGGUCAGUGCCAUUCAACCGCAGGGCCGGCAGCUAUUUUAUGAAUAGUUUAAAUACUUUGUAAUAUUGAGUUUGGCUGUAUGUGGCUGAGUGGACGUCUGGAGUAUAUUUCUCUAUCUGUGCAAGUAAGACAGAUCCAGAGAAGAGGGAACAACUGAGUUCAGCGGUUGUCAUUUUUUGCACAUCUCUAAGCAUUGUAUUCAGUUACGAUAAAUGUUUUAUACAUUUAUUUCCUGACCCAAAAAUAUCUCAAGCUGCAGCCUUUGGGAAAGGAAAAACAUACCUCAAUGAAGAAGUGCCAAAAGUGCAGUAGUGAAAGUGGCCACUGGUGGCCGGCUCCAAAAGUGAGUCGAUCCCCAUUAGAAGAGAGUUUUUGGUGUCUUCAUCUGAUCUUCAUAUGACUCCUCCUUCUGUGUGAAACAAAACAACUAAGGAGGACGAACUUAAAAAAACAAUAAAGCCUCUUAAAGACUGUGAAGCUGUGAGACCUUAAAGUUUGCCUUUGCUUGUUUCCAGUGCCCCCCUCUUGUCAAAACAUGGUCUCUUCUGACUCGAGAAAACCGCCAUGGCAAAGGCUAGGAUGUUAAACAUGCAGUCGGGCCAAGUCACUAAAGCUACAUCCAUUAUUAAACAUAGAGUCUGGGAUGCAUCUAUAUAUAGAUUUUGUGUGUAAGACAAAGAAAACAAAAACACUAAUGGUUGUUUCAGCUGCAAUGACGUCUCCCAACGCAAACUGAGGUCAUACUGAGAAAUUAUGUCAAACAAGCUUUCCGUCUAUCUCCUCCUGCUGUCUCAUAUUCGGUCUGUCUUUGAGGAUGAGGCUGCCUGAAGUGCAGAGAUAAAACAGCUGCAUCUUAAUCUGUGGGUGGCACAAGCCCACAAAGAAAGCAAUUAGCUCUAUAAUUUACAAUUCCCUUGCCCCUCUCUCCUCUCACCCCUUCCAUUUCCUCUCUUCCCUUGCUCACCUCCUCCUGUCCAACCAUGAUUUAAUGUCUCUAUGUGUGUCCUCCUAUGUGUGUGUGUGUAUGUUCCCACAGAGCAGCGAGAGCAUUUGGAGAGUACCUGUCCCACACGCACCCUGAAAACCGAAACGGAUCAGGUCAGCGUCUCUGUCCAUCCCUCUAUCCUGCUCUGCUAACUCCUUUGUGGUCUCUAAUCCUCCCUCCGCCUGUCUCACCUCAUCCUCUGCUGAAACACUACGCUGUGAUCAUUACUGUAAAUCUACAACAGCUAAUAUCUGGACAAAGACGAUGAUACUUUUUCAUUCUCAGCUUUACUCUCUCUUACUUUCUCUUCAGUGCCUCAGUAUAUCUCUCUGUCUUUAACACUAAUUUUUUUCUUUCUUGCUGCCGUAUUAGCCCAUCUUCUGUGUGAAACCUUGGUGGGUCCUGACCCGGAAUCGCCAAGUGACAAGAUUGGCCCCAACAACAACAACCACCUCCAUCCCACCUCCAAUACCACCAAGGGCUGCGAAAACAACCACGAGCCCAGCCCUGUGAAGCCUCCGCUGGGCUUACUCCAGCCGCCACCCCCUUCGAUCACCAUCUCAACCAAGCCGCCUCGUCUUUCUCUUGAGCGCAGCUUUUCAGCCGAAGAGGACCAGCAAAAGAGUGUUGAGUGCACCCUGCAGCCGGCCCGCGUCUACACCAUCACCACCCAGCGAGGUAUGCUAAUGAGCAGCGGUCGGGGCAGCAAGGAGAGCCUCGAACUGGACGUCCUGAAGGAGAAGUCGGGGAGUGGUAGGCUAGGAUCCAAAGGUGGCUUGGUCCAGCCCUCCACUUCCCCUUCCUCCACCUCAUCAUCCCCAACCCAGUACCACCAUGCCAGCGGCCGAGGCACCAGCAGCAACAGUGGGAGUCACCAUCAUGGCAACCACCAUGGGAACCACCAUCACCACGGUGGCAUAUCAGGCACCAACGCCCCAUCCAGCAGUGGAGGGGCGAGUGGGAGCAGCAGUAGCAACCAGCAGCAGCAGCAAUCCUUAAAUAUCACUGGAUCGCACCAUCAUGUAUCACAUCAUCACCACCAUCACCUGUCUCAACCCCCGCUGCAGACCUCUGUCAGUGCCCACAACAUCCGCAGCUGGGGUGAAGGCGGAAAAGGGGAGGCGGAGUGUAGUGGGCUGGCCUGUGACUCAUGCAGUGGCGCCCCCUCAAGGAGCCAGGGCUCCCUGGACCUGGAGAGUACAUCUCGAGAGGCAGGCAAGCAGCACCGACGCCUAGAGCGGAUGUGGAGUGUGGACCGGAUGACUGGGCUGGAGAGAGGUGAGAGGGUGGAGGACACAGAGGAGGGGAGAGGCACUGAUGUCCAAACACGGGCACGAGGGUUUGGCCUGAAUUUGCGGGAUUCAUUACUGGACCAGAGAUGAAAUAACAUUCGAUUUUUUUGAGCAGUUUCUCACAAACACUAAGUAUUAAAAAAAGGCAAACCUUAAAAGUAGAGUUGAAUCUAAUGUACUCACAUUUUUAACCAAAGAAGAGGUUCAAACCAGUGAUCCCACUGACCAUAAUGAUGAAGAGGCCAUUUUCCUCUGACAUCAUGCUCAGGGUAGACUCAUCCAACAUUACUAAUAUCUCACAAAACAAAGGUCAUCUAAUAAUUCUUAUUAUAGAAACUGAAAAGCCCUAAGAUACAUAUCACCAUAUUAUAGGCUUUAAUAUCCUUUUUAAUAACCCUAGCAUUCCUUGGACAAGCUAAAAUUAGCAGGUUCGCUAAGUUGGUGAAAGCUAGUUUUACUGCCUGGUUGUUUCAUAGCUAUAAAAUCAUUUAUCGCUUAUGUUCACCAUUUCUACCACAGCAUAAAUUCAUAGAUUUUUUCUGUUCAUGUUGUUUUCAGCUGCAGGUCAGUUAAUGAUGGAUUAAGACAUCAGAUACUCACCCAGACAGCUCUUAAGUUCACCAGUCUGAGUGUGCCACCAGGGGAACAUGGGUGCCAUGUGAGUGAGUUUUUCUUUGUUUGUUGAAAAGUUAGGGAUUUCAAUUUUUGGUUUUACUGCAGUGGAAUAAUUAGUUCCAAAUUACAAACAAACACUUUUUACACUCUUUAUUUUCAUGACAGCAAAUCUGUCUUUUGUCAGUCGCUCCCAGAGUCAGGCAAAGAUGAAAUCGAGAAAGACAGAGUUUUAAUGUUAGUAUUGUUUUCUCACACACUUCGAAUCUAUUUCCUCUCAGGUCCGGUGGGGAUUGAGGGUUUGAUGUUGGAUGUAAUGUGGUGGCCUGUAUUUCUAACUCUCCGUUUCCCCGUCUCUCUCCUCUGCUGUCUCUUCUGUGUGUCUCCCUCUCUCCAUUUGUGGAGUAGUGGACUGUGAAGUGCUGGUGCUGUCACCGAUGUGUGCUUUCAUAUUUCCAGUAUAUCUAAUACAUUUGCCUUUAAAUAGAUUACUUUCUCAGCCCUGGGAUCAUCAUUUUUCUCUUUUUCAUUGCAGAGGAUACAAACUGGUUCCCCAAGGAAAACAUGUUCAGCUUUCAAACUGCCACAACGACCAUGCAGGCGUGAGUGUCGAGUCUUCACACCAACACACACGUAGAGUUAAUGUUCAGUCGAAAAGGUCCAGCUAGUCUUUUUAACGAUACAAUACUGGUGUAUUUGCAUAUUUUAAGCCAUUAAAUACAAAUUGCAUACCUCAAACCACAACAAACUGUUUCCCAAAGCUUUCCAUACGUUAAAAGAAUGAUUUUACCCUCCCAGGCUGCCGUAGAUUUUUAAUGUCAGCAAUAAAACUAGCAGCUUGUGGACCUUAAAGUAUCUUCAAGGAGGACAAUCCAUCAAAGUGAAUAUGUAGUCAGUCUUUUUUUAAUUUUUCUGCUUUCCAACAGCAAAUAUCCUGUAAUUUAAUCACGUGUAUAAAUAUUCAGAGUUCUAGUGCUAAGAUUUGGGAUUUCUCUUAGUUCCCCAAAACAGAUUUCUUUAAAAGAGGAGAUUGAAAAACAUUUGCUGAAGCUUCAGGUAUCUGAGUGUUGAAUUUCAAAGAAUCACUCCUUUUAUAAAAUAUAUCAGCAUAAGAAAAAAAAAUUCAUCCACAUGGUACCAGCUGCAGCAACAGACUAUCUUUGAGCAGUGCUCAGAGCUGAAAUGCUCACAUUAGCAUCAUAGCCCUGUCACAAUGCAGCUCUGCAGGCCAGCUCUUUACUCAUGGAGGUCAACCAGGACACACACUUUUUAUCCCUGUGCUGUUUUUCCUCUCCUUGUUUUUUCUUUUACAGGAUUUGAGUCCUAACCUUUGUUUUUCUUCUUUCUUUCUUUCUUUCUGCUAAUUAAUCUCUGGACACCCAAACAGGAUUUCGUAAGUAGACUCCCCUGCCUGCCUGCUAUUCUUAAUCAGCUGGCUACCGCUUGUUUAACUGCUCUUACUUAACUCUUAUGUCCACCAUGUAACUCUCAUCCUGGGGCUGGGUGAGGCCUGCGUGCAUGUAUGAGUGUGUAUGUGUGUAUAGAUGAGUUUGAGUUCUAGCCUAACUCUAGCCUUACUAACCAAGGCAACAUGCAUUAAAAAAAACGGAGACCCAUCAUUCAUCAUCUAACGCAAAGUUACGUGAACUCAGAUGGAGGACUGCUCAGGAUGGAUAAGUCCUUUAAUGAUUAAUGUAAAAACAGUCAAAGGGGAAGAAAUUGAGUCACAGGAUUUUUCCUCAGCCAACAAUAAAGUCCGGUGUAACCCUCUGCAGCUGAGUACGGCUGCCAAGAACAAGUCAGAAAAAUGUGCCCCCUUCUAUUGGCUGACCUACACCCUGUUAGCUCACAUCCACCCAGCAGCUUUGUCAGUUUGGCACAUACCCGUCCCAAAUCAGACCACAGGGAUAGAAAGAGAUUGGCUGCUCAAGUUUUUUUUUUGGUGGCAGCCAUGUUCUACAUUAAUCCUGCUCCACUCUUAGCCAGCUAUCACACAGUCUUUGCUGGCCAACAUCGCUCGAGUUUGGAAAUGACUCUGACAAUCUGAUCCGCAGAGAUAAAACUAUUCAGUUGUACUUUGAGAAGAUAAUUUAUAGACUGCACCACACAAAACUUUAGUUCAUGAAUAUCCAGUUUGAUAUCUGUUUGUUGCAAAGUUCUUCAUUCAGUGAAGGGACUCCAGAUUGGGCUUGCUGAGAUUAAGUAAUCUGAUCAAUGUUAAAACUGAAACCAGUAGAAGUUUAUCACACUGAAACCAAGCUGUGGCAUUUCAUUCUGCACAAAUCCAGCUCUAACCACACAUCGCCUAACUAAACCAAACUAACCAAAGCUGCUAUUAACUUUUUCAAGUUCUUUGUAUAUUGACCAGAAUAACAUUAAUCGGCUAAUUUAAAAGUAAUGCUAGGGGAUUUUCUAAAGUUAUGUAAUUAUAUGUUAAUGCUGUGGACUUAAAAAAAAAUUCUUGUUAUCAACAAAUCCCAUGAAAGAUCAAAACUCCACAAAACAGUAAAUUCUUUGGCUAAAAAAAUAAUUGUUGACCAUGUUUGAUGGAGUUAAGUCAACCUGGUCCAAGUACCUGAAUAGUACCUCAGUCAUACACUGAGUUAAACAUGGAAGGUUUCAGUAAAGCUGAUAAAAUGUACGAGUAAUUCAGUGAGCUAUCAGCACCAAAAUGUUUUGAUUAUAUUUAAUUUCCGUAAAAAUAGGUUUCUUAAUUUUGGCGCUUUUGGGGUCUCCUUAACAUUUAGUGAGGCCUCUGCUGGACACUUAAGGAACUACAGCUUUUUGCAGCUCUCAACAAUGAGAGUUACUGCCUGUGUUUACUACUAUUCUAAAAUGAUUUGUGAGGAAAUUUUUAACUGGUUAUGAAACAGACUAAAAAAUGCAUAUAUUUUACUACAGUAAAGGAUUCACAAAGCACAUAAGACCAUCCGGGGGAAGAUUAAUGCUUGUUCAGUGUUAUAGUUAAUGCUAAAAACCACUGGUGCAGGGUAGGAGUCAGAUGAAGAGUAAACAGACUUCUUUUAAAUCUUUAAGAUUCUUAUUGUGCGACUAUUGUUGACUAUUAAAGCUGGAAUUCUUUUGUGACCAGACACAAUUACUUUAAUGGGAUUUGUUGACAACAAGAAAAGUAAGAAAAAUGGCAGCCUUGGCCUUGAUGAGGACAUUUUGUUUUAAUGGGGGAUUUAUCAGGCUACUUCCCUCUAUUUCCAAAUUCUACAUACAAACACAAUGAAGUAAAGCCGUGUUGGAGAUGCUCUCUCUCUCUCUGGCUCUGUCUUUGCUCUUGACAAAUGUUCAUCAGCUUCACAGAGUCUCAAGAUGGCACCUUUCCUGUUUAAAGACAAUUGGGACUGUUGAAGACACAAUCACACAUUGACAGUGAUGAAUUUCACACCAUCUCUGUACUUUGACACAUAAAAGUCCAGCCUGAGCACAUGGGUAUCACUUUCUGCGUGCCAGAACAUUCGGAAAGUUUCAAGAUAACCGAUUUAAAGAUUGGACAGCAUGAAAGCUCUGCAGUCUUAUCCAUCACGCUCUGGCCAGUGAUACCGCUUCAAAAUAAACACAACACACCCUGAAACAACAAAUGAGGAUUAAAUGCAAGGUACAAUCUGUGAUAAAAUUCCCCUCAAACAAACUGUGCCAGAAGGAAUUUAAUUGAAGUGAGCGGACGUUACCUGAGGUCAAAGGAUCUCCAUCUCCAUCUGAAGAGGGUUUAUCUCACAUGCAGACACAUUCGCUGCAGCUGUGACAUUAAAACAUCAUUUAAGCUAAUGACGUAAUUUGAAUUACAGGUAUUUUUAUUCAAAGCUAGCUGCUGCCGCCCUUUCACAGCCAAAUAAACCCUGCAGCUCAAUGCCCUGGCAUCAGUCUCCCCGCGCUAUCCUACCCCUCAAUCCACCAGCAUUCCCCCCCUCUCUCAUCCCUUUAAUACUGUGCCACAUCCUGGCAGGGCUUUCCGGGGAUUUGUGCAGAGAAAGAGGAGAGUGAGGGAACAGGAUUCAGCAGAAGUCAUCCAGAGGUACGCUGCCCCUGCUGGGGUUGUGCUUUGCUUGAGCACUGUUUGCGUUCGUUUCUUGCUACAGCUACAAUGUCGCUUUUUUUUUUACAGCCGUGUCUAAUCUGACUGAGCCUCAGACUCACAAACUGGUACUGGAAGGUGUGAGGAUGUCAGCAGCUUUUAAAAGGAUCUGCUUACUGGUGCCCUGCUAAUAUCGCCCCCUUUUUCUAAGCCAGAUUAGUCCUGCAACGAUGAACCGAUUGUUCUUAGAUGAAACUUAAAUGAUAAAAACGGCUGCAUAAAAAAAACUUUCUGAUAAAUCAAGAGUAUUAUGCAUUCUACUGAGUCGCCCAGAUUAUCCGUUUUGGUGGCAUCUAAUCUGUAAAGUGUAAGAUGUUUUAAGAGGCGGAUUUGAGUGAACUUUGACGUAUUCAUAAGUAUCUGAAGCAUUCAAACCUGGAUUACAGACCGGCAUGUUGUUGCAAUUUUCUGCUUUAAAUAUUUAUGCACACAAAACAGUUCAAGUCAAAGAGUUAAAGCUUGGGUAUUAGUAAAAGUAACACAUGAAACACCCAUAAAAACACGGCAUGUGAGUCUGAAACCCUUAAGGGAGUAAUGACAUCAGUAACGAGUUCAGAGAGCAUCCCACUCAGACCCAGAUGCUCCGUCACUCGGGGGGCAGAUGGUAAAUGUGGCGUCGUGCAGUAUGUCUCAAUUUCCUUUGACAUCUCAGUGUCAUCCAUCUGCAGUGUCAGAGGAUUAACGCAGUGUGUUAUUUUAUCAGAACUCAAAUAGAGGAAAAGAAAUUGCGGAGGAAACUUAAAGAACAUUGUGCCUCUUUGCUUCAAAAGGGAAACUUGAACCCGGGUGUAAAUUCUGCAGCAACCCAAGAUCAUGAGUCUAAAAAGAAAUCUUUUCACGCUUAACACCAUAAAGGGUCAGAUGGACUAUAAAAUCCCGUCAGAUUUAGGGAGUUUGAAGUCCAACGAUUGUGGUCGCCAUAUUGGAAAUGUUAACCCCACCUUAAAUACAGUACAAUCAAUCUAACCACAAAGAAGUAGAGGCAAAGAGGUGGAGCUGAGAAGGGCCUUAAGCCUUCUGGAAAAUAGUUACAACAUUUUUACCUUUAGCUACCAAGUGUCUCACCAAAGACUAGAGUCUCAACUCUCAAACAGAUUGUCUGUCAGUCUAAAUGUUGCUUGCUGCAUCUUUAGCUGGUAUAUCCAUGUCAGUGUCUAACUCCUCUCCUGGUCAGAAAUGAUGUUUUACAGAACACAGUCAUUGCAUUUUCAUUCACAGUUAAGUCAAGCUAAGCUAAUAAGUUAGUGAGGCGAUUUCAUUGGACUGCUGUCCUUGUCCCAGUUAAGAAGCACCCUGCAAGAACUGGUUUAUUGAUAGAAACAUGUUCACCUUCAUCACGGUCGCACAUAAUUCCUCUGCUAUGUAAAGGACUUUGUGCUACAUCUUUUUUGAAUGAAAAGCGCUGUACAAAUAAAGACUGAAAGACUGAAAUGACAAAGGAUUAAAAAAAGAGAUUUAUACCGGCAACUAUGAUGAGAAGAAGUGUUCACACAUCACUGUGGGCAGCAUAAGUUUAGGCAGAGGUUACUUUGGGUGAAAACAUGUCCAUCUGAGUUUAGUGUAAGACCCUUUUAUCACAGUAAAAAGUGACAGCUGCUGUCCGUAAUUGGGUUCAAGUCGGACUUUUCAUCUGAGAUUCUGCCGGCAUGUCAUGAUUUUUGUUGUUUACUAAAUUAGCAUGGAAAUGUUGUGUUUGAAGUUGCAGGUUAAUUGUUGCUCUGACUCUUUAAUAGAGGUAAACCAAGGUCAGAGGCACAACAAAGACAGUUCCUUCCUUCUUUUUUGUCACUUUUAUCCAUGUGCUUCUCUGGACAAACAUGAAACUGUUCACACACACAACACACACACAGAGGUCAUUAAUCAUGAGUGUUUACUGCUAGCUUGCUUGACUGUGGGGAUGCGACAUGGGAGGGAGAGGCAGGGCGAUAAAAGAGUGUUUAUCUGGGGCUCUUGCAUAGAACAUCAUGUCAGGAUCAGGCAGAAAGUCACAAAGAAAAUCUACUCCAAUUAUGUUGCUUUGUUAUUGAAGAAUAGGAGCCUUUAUAAUGUACGUAAUUAUACACUACAGAGAUACGGUUUCAUCAGAACAUUUUAUUGUCACUAGGAAACAUAAUUACGGAUGUUGACUUUUGGAGGCAAACACAAUCGGCAAAUCCUUGUUCCUGAUAAAAAGAAAAUCUCUUCAUAUGUGGAGCUGAGUUUGUUAAAAUGUGUGCGCACUCUGGGAAAAUGUGCUCAUGUAAUUUCAAAGAGGAUCUAUUCUCAUCAUUAACUUGAUUGGAAAACUAUCACAAGCCCAUUAAUAACACGUUUCCUACAGGAUAGUAAAAAGGAAACGACACAGAUCUAGGAUUUUGUUUUCUUUUCUUGUUGUCUAGCUCAUGUUUGUCAUACAAAGACUGAAACCUUGUCAGUGUGAAGUUUAAGUGACGAGUAAACAAGGCUGUUUUAUCAUUUCAAUGUUUUUUCUUUCUUGUUUUAAAUUUUUUGCGUGCUUGAAAGCUCAAAGAUCUUUACUGAUUACCUCUUAAUUUAAAGCCACUGUGGGGUGUUUUUAAAAAGUUUGGAAACAGGCUGAAUUUAUACUAAUAUCUUGCUCUGGCCAGCAAAUGCAAAAAAAGACCACCAGCAACAAGAUAAGUGAUGUCUACAGAGUUAUUUCUAAUGCCUGAAACUACUGUAAUGGGGGUAGGUGUUGGACAGCAGGGGAAGAAGCAGCCUUGUUUUACAUUUUACGAUGAGAGACACAUUAGAUGUUAAAAGAGCGCAGGAUAACAUCCUUUACAAAAAAAAUACCUCUUUGGCAUGUACAGGACAAGCUCUGUGAAAUGAUGAGAAGCUCAUCUUUGCCCACAGAAGACACCAAAACACAAAGUUCCUCAGAGAAGCUUUAAGGAAAGACAAACAUUAACAGAGUCCUAUUUGACCGAGCUACACCAACAUGACUUCAAAGCGAUGAAAACAAACAAAGGCACACAUUUGUCAUUAUUCAAGUUAUAGUACUAGUACUAGCAUAAAAAAGUUGACAUCCAUUAACGUUCUCCAAAAUAAACAUUAACAACUCUGUCAUGGAGCCCAGCUUAACAGAUGUUUCCUCUGUUUGGUCAGAGAAUAAAACAUUAAAAACACAUAAUAAGAAAAAUAAAGUUUUUUAGGUUCCUUUUUCUCAGUGUGCUGCUCACAUUACCACAAAAAGUCUACUGCUUAAAAGGAUAGAAUAAAAUGGUGUUUCAUAUAUCGCUAUGCUUUUUAAGGAGGUAAAGGGUACGUUUAAAAAAUACUGCUUGUAUAAACGAUUCUCCAGCUUUAAUUUAGCUUGAAGAAAGACAAACCAAACUCCUGCGUGGUCUCGCUAAUGAGCCACACAUUUUGUAACUAUAGGGUCAAAAAGUGCAUCACAUUAAUGAACAGUGUUUCUCUCCUUCUCAUUUAAUUCUUCACGUUUAUAAUGUACAUUUUUCAGUGUACGCUCCAGGCUGAUAAAAUUGUACAUGAAUAAUUGGAGCUAACAUUAGCAUAAAGGCAAUCUAUACUAAUUACUGUCCUGCUCCAUAAGACUGACCCCACAGCAGACCUCCUGAUGAAUAAAGAUGUGGAUGGACAAAAUAUCGUCUCCUUGUAGAGCAUCAUUAGCCUGUGAUUAGCCUCAAUGAGAUGCAGAAUUCUGGAUACUGCACUUAAUGAAGAAACAAAAUCAGCUCUGUGUUCCCAGGGUUACUUUAAAGCAAGUUUCUGUGUCUUAUUAUACAAACCAGCUCAUCAAAUACAGUCUGAUGGAUCAUAGCAGGUGAAAUCAGACUAAUGUGUUGUACUCUUAAGCGAUAGUGCUGUUAAUGUAAAGGGGUUAAGCUGGUUGUAGUUCAACUGAAUAGGUGGAGAUGUAGGUGUUCAGAGUCAGCAGCAGAUUCAGAGAGUCUCUCUGAAUGUGGACACUAUUCAGUCUCAAAGCUACAAUAGCACACAGCAGAUGAAAAAGCCUUCGGGGGGGAAAUUAUUGGAAGUGCGCUGGUUCAGUCUGAUCUGCCACAGUGUGAGUAUUAAAAUCAGACAGUGUGAUUGGCCACUCUGGAUUCACUCAAUAGCUUUUUCUUAUUGUGAAUCAUAAAACUGCAAUUAAUUAUUAAUUGAAUUAUAAUGAGGAGGAAUACACAAAUGAAUAGAGAUCAGACACAGAUGCUGUUGCCUGGAAAGUUAAAGAAAUACAGGGACAUGUAUCUGAAAAUGUUUAGAUGGAUACUGAUAAAGAAGUAAAUGAUUUAUUUCAAUUGUAUUAACUGACUUUGGGUUCUGCCUUCUCUUGUGAAGUUUAAGUUUGGAGCAGCCCAAACAGAACCAACUAGCAAAGGCACCCACGUCUUCUUCUUUUUAUUACAAGAGACAACUUUGCUUCACUCCUUAUAGUUGAUCAUUUCUUUCUCACAACAUUAAAUGACUGAAAUGUAAAUAUUUUUCAGGACUCCAUAGAAUCUCAGCUGGCUUCAAUGAACUAACUUGAACAAUCCAACAGAAAUAUUUCUUAUCAAUCUGAAAAAAAUUUAGUUGAUAUCUUGGGAUCUUACUUUUUAUGUUUCCACUUUAAGUUUGAAUUCUUUAUGCUGGUGAAGUCUGGGCCUAUGGUGGGCCAAAAAAAAUGCCAGCCAGUCUGCACCAGUCCUCUCAAUCCCCACUGGAAGAAACAUCUGCAGAUGCCCUUAUGGUGCAACCUUAUAUACACAUGUAAAAGUCCAUGACAAACACAGAAGGGUACUGUAAAUGAAAAUCAACAAUAGUGAUUGACCGAUUACAGUUUUCUGGUCGCUAAUGCUGAUUCCAAUACCCACAAUGGCAAAGACAGGGCUGAAACCAAAGAGGAGUGAGUGGGAUAUCAGGCAUCAGAGUCCUACACUGGGUAGUCAGUUAAUUGUUUCACUAGCUGGGUUGUUAACUGAGAUUUUUAUGAACAAAGCUGUAACCAUUUAAGACUGUUUCUCAAAGCUUUCUGGGUUUAUUCACAUCUUUACAAAGUCGUAUUUUUCAUAUCUCAGCAUGGUCCUCAGAGAUACUGCGGUUCGUUUUGCAGCACGUUUCUGUUUCUGCAUUUAUGUUGAACUUUGGCAUGUAUUUUCCAAGUAUAAUUGUUUCCACAUUUGCAGCAAACGUCUUCUUUGUCAAGUACCUGAACCCCCAGGAUAGAGUAGAAUUGGAAACAUGAUUACUGAAAUAAAGCCCUGUGUAAUUAUUAUCUCCACUGAACUAAGUAACGAGACACAAACCCAUAAUUAUGCACCAGUUUAGCAAACAUGAACUCCCUCUGAUGCAUCAUCACCGCCUUGGAUAUGGCUUAGAGCAAGACCAAAACCUACAAAUGACUAAAUCAGGAUUUCCCUUUUGGCUGUUGUUACAUGAAUGAAUCUCCUGGGUUUCCUAAAUAUACGGUGUAAAGCAUGAAUGAGGUACUUUGGUGAUCCAUGAAACCCACACCACCCCAUCAACAUGUAUUUUGAUAGUGAACUGGAUGUAUUUGCCUUUUAAAGGUAAAUAGAAACAUGACACUAAACUCCUCUCUUUCUGUCUUUCCUUGUUUUGUCAUUUCCACCCACCCCUCCCUCCCUCCCUCCCUCCUUCCUCUCCCUCGUCUUUACAUUUUGGUUCUUCCUCUGUCUUCUGUCAUCCCUCCUCUGCUUUGAUUUCUUUUCUCCACCCACAGGAACUUCCGGAAGCAUCUUCGGAUGGUGGGCAGCAGAAGGAUUAAAGCACAGAGUGAGUCAGAGAUGUGUGUGUGUGUGUGUGUUUGUGUGUAUGUGUGUGUGUGGUCGAUAUAUUUACUCAAAUUGACUGUGAUGUUGUCCAACCCCGCCAUCAUCAGUGGGUUUGUUUGUGUGUGUGUUUGUUUGUUUGUUUGUUUGUGUUUUCUGCUGUGUUUUUGCAUGAGUGGCACCGGACGCUGCUGCUUCGCUGGGGUUUAGUAAUGCUCUUUUGCGUUUCCCUUGGGAUUACAAGUUCUUACGUGUGUGUAUGUGUGCGUGUGUGUGUGUGUGUGUGUGUGUGUGUGUGUGCGUCUGAGUGUGUUUGCUCCAGCUGUUUUCUCAUGCUGCAUUGCUUUGAAUGGUUCGGUAAAGUUUGAAGACAGAGACUUGUUUGUGGAGGCAAAAAGCAGAGGGUUGAUAUGUGAGGAUGGAAGUGUGUGUGUGAGAGAGUUUGGCUGCAGAUCUGUAUGACGAAGAGAGAAAAACAACAACCCAUAAACUCUUUUUUUCGAUCAUCUGAUAGUAAUGAGAGCAUAACUCUGUUAUACAUGACUGGUUUGUCGUAUUUGCUUGUUUGGAGCUCUGACUCUGAUAUUGUGUUUAUUGACAGGGAGAUGGUAAAAGACCAAGCAAACCAGCGUAUCCCCAUGACCCAAUCAGUAAAAAACGAAGUUUCCUCAAAGUUGUUGCCACUUCUUUCACCUAAUAACUGUCUGAUGCAACAAAACAAGGGGACUCAUGCUGGCAGUCUGCACAGUCUGACCUGUUAAUGUGCAUGUCUAAAAUUAAGCUGUUCUGAGGCCAUCAUGCAGACUGCUGUGUGGAAGGUCAUGGUUUACCCUGCCACACCAGACCCCAUGGACAUAGUUUUUGGAUAGAUGUUAAUUCAACCUCACUUUAAUUUACUCAAACAAAACUGAGAUGGACUUGAGGCGACUUUCAGUAGAUCUUUGCAGUAGUUCUAGUCAUGUUUUAGUCAACAAAUUUAAUAUAAAAAGAUGAGCAAUGGGACUUACUUUUUCCUUUCACAAGGCUUGGUCACGAUGAGCUGGGAAGUUUUGGGCGUAAGCAUACAGUCAAUGGGCGUAAGAAGGAUGAAUAGGACAUCCUGGAGGGGGCGCUGUUUGAGCAGAGCGCCAUCACAGCAAUUCUCCAGCCAGAGGCUACUGCGCAAAUGUAUGUUUCAGGAAAUAAAGAAAAUCCCAAAAAAUACUGGGAGCACUUUGUCUUCAAAUUUGUACAAUGACAGACGGCAGAGUCAAGUUGUCAAUACUAUAUACAGUCUAUGAGUCUGUUACAAACAGGUGAUGUUGUUUCUGAACUCGUGCUAGUUUCUCAAUUGAGAUGACAUAUUUAGUUGAGAAAGGAGCAGAUGCACGGAGGGCUGCAAAAGCAUUUAAGGGAUUAGCCUGAGCCCAGUUUUAAACCAGAUGAGGCCUCAUAACCAAUGAUUUUUCAACUGUUUGUUUUUUGAUUAAAAUACAAAAUCAUGUUGUUGCUUCUGACAGCCAUGUUAAAGUCUGUCUGAUACUUAAAUUUGCUCUAUUACAAGGAUUUAUCUUGAUGCAUCACAUCUAGCUGAUGUUGUGUAAACUGGCCCGAAGCAUGCCUGUGCUUUGACAGACAUUUGAAGAAAAACUCAAAGCUGUGUUUUAGACUGAAUGUUUUUAUUAAAAGGACAAAAUGUUUUCAUCUAAUCACAGAAUAUGUUCCUAAUGGAGACCUUCAGUGUUAAUUUCAAUGGAAAUGUCCUUUUGAUCAUGAAGACGGCGCUCAAAGGUUGACCUUAUGUGCACAUCUUUUCAUGUAAUGAAGAGACACUCGUACAAAAAAGAGAACGAGUUAAAUGAGCAACAAAAUGCAGAGAGGCAUUCGCAAAGAUCCAUCAGCACAGAAACUACAGCGACCAAAGAAUUUGGCGCCUUGAGGGACACUGUUGAUUAACCGUGUCAAACACUUUCAAGUAGUCUAAAAAUAUCCAAGACGACUGUGAUCACUGUUGAAAGCAGGCAGGAUUUUUAUCAGAGUUGGAGUAGUAAAUCUGUGAAACUAGAGGGGACAUUUUGAAACCACUGCGGUGACUAAAUGGACCAAAACAAGUGGCAGGAUACUUCAUAAAGAUAUAUGACUGUUUGUAUAAUGUCUGUUUGUUCGAUGGUUCUGUUUGUGCCGGCAUUUGUUUGUUGUGCAGAGGAGGGAUGGCGUUGUAUGUCCUCUAUAUUUGUGCAUUUGUAGCUGCAUCUGCCUUUGCACUUCUGUGUUCUAGGUGGUGAGUGUGUACAGAAUAUAUGGGCCAGUUUUGGGGGCUUGUUGGUGUGUUGGUGUGGGCAAGUGGAGUGUACGUUUGUGACUAUCUCUCCCCCACCUGCACUAGCAUUCGCUGAGCGUAGAUCGAAGAGUUUCAGCCGUUCCUGGAGUGACCCCACCCCUGUCAAGACUGACUCUGAGCCCAAAGACAGUGAGUUCACACAGAAUCAGGCACGUGCAUGUACACAGUCUCAUAGAUUCACACAUACCCACUCAAAACACACCCACAGACGCAAAUAAAAACAGACUUCUAGUAGGAGCCAAGGAAACUCUCUAGGGGAUAAUAGAGGUUUUAGCCCACAGCUAUGGGACAUCACCAGUCACUGAAAAAACUCCCCACUUGGCCUGAGGAGGGCGAUCGAGUGCAACAAGCAGGUUCACAAAGCUCAAUAGUCAGUUCAUGCGAUUAACCAAUCAGCUGUCAGAUGAGGUGAUUAUCCUGGAUAGUGUCACCAGCAGAAUUAUUCUUGCUUUGUGGUGGUUCUUGAGUGGAGUGGCUUACUUUUUGGACUAAAAAAGCUUGUGGUAAAAAAAGAAGACUGACUUAAAUAUCUAGUAAGGGGGUCUAGACAUAAAAACCACAUCUCAGUAUCAGACAAACAUGACACUAAAUAACAUUAAUUUAAAUCGUAGAUCUCUUUAUAAGAAAUCGUCUCUGGGUAUAUAAAUGAAAACUGCAGUGGAUUGGCAUUAACAAUGACACCAUGCUGUGUUUUCACUUCCACACUUUGUAAAAAGAACCCAGUUGUAUUUAUCUUUACACAGUCGACACUUACAUGCGGUGGAAAAGCUAACCCCCAAAAAUGUAUGUGUGAACGGGAAUCUCUGAAUAAUCAGAAAAGAAAGGAAUAAAGAGUACGACUUAGUGCUUACACUUCAAUGACAUAAUGCUUCAAUCACACUUGCAAGAUUAAAUUUGAGCUCAGCUUCCGUCGGUCUUAAUGUUCAAACGAAAUCUAAGUACCCACUGGAGUAGCUGCAGUUUCUGGAUUAAUUCUCCAGCUCCAUUACAUGCAGCAGUUUAGAUUAUGCUCGAGCGUUUUAAUGGUCAGUACGAAGAUUAGGAAGGGUUGUUUUACUAUGCAGAUUGUCACUUUUGUUCCCUAGUAUGCAUACUUCUACUGGUUGAAGUAUUUUUCUCCAAGAACAGCUGCAGUGAGGUCUGACAUUACUCCUCUGACCCUUGGUGUCCUCGGGUUUUGACUGGCAGGUUCAUAAGCCCCUAUUUACUUUAUGCUUGCGCAGUACUUUUUUCUUAUUAAUUAAUGUCCUCUGACAGGUAGCUCUGAUGGAGUUGAAAGCCACUCAGCAGCAUUUCCAAACCAUAAAGAAGGACCGGUAAUCAGCACUUUGAUAAAUGAGCCGCCGACUUCAAGUACAGCUGGCGUAAGGCCCAAUCAUCUGUAGCCUCAAAUGGAGGUCAGCCGAGAAACUGCUUCAACAAAGUGCAAGAUCUUAAAUCAACAAUUGAAACAAAUCGUCAGACUGUGGAGUGUUGAAGUCUGAGGUACAGUUAACAAGGUGCAAUUGAAGGAAAUCAAGGAUUUACCAUAAAAAAGUUUGACAUGCUUUUACAGUUUGAUUCUUUCUCACUCAGAAAUGCAAAUGAAUCCACGGGUAUCUGGUUAAAGACGCAUUUUGAAAAGGGUGUUGCAAAGAAAACUGAUUCUGGACACUAUUGGACAGAUUUAUAACCUGUUACUAACGACGUUUACAUGUGCACAAAUAAUCAGAAUAAAAACAGUGUCAUGUAAACAUGUCGAUCAGAACAUUGUGAUCUAAUUUAGCUCAAUCGGAAAGAAAUUGUAUUCUGAUCAAGAGGGAUGGUUAAUGCUAGUCGUUAUUCCAAAACAUGUCCAUGUCAACACUUCUUCCGACCCUGACUCUCUAACCUGACUCAAUCUUCACUCUUUGGCCUUUAGCUUAUUUAUUGAGGCCAGUUCAGGAGGUUUUAAUAUUAACACUCUGUCACAAAACACAACUGCAGGUGUUGUGUCUGCUCCUCCGAUAACAUAACAAGGCAUACAUACAGCGUAAUGAUGUUACAUCUACAUGCACAGCGCAAUCUUUGACAGAACAGUAAAAUAAGUACGCAAGGGCGCCAUCUAGUGACGAUAAUUAACAGGGGGGAAACAUCCUGAAUUGGAUUGAGUUAGCCACUACUGUGUUUGUUGGUUUGUUGACAGCACAGGCGUAAAUACAACUCUUCUUCUGUGGUUGUUUUAGCGAAAUUAGACAUCUCUGUGCAUUUCCAAAUACUUCUAACCUGAAUAAAGCUCGGUGCAUGUAUACGCAUGUCAUGAUCAAGAAGUUUUGCACAUGUAAACAUGGCUACAAUAAUGGAAACACAACAAUCACACACACACACACACACUCACAAAGAGGGAAAAACAAACAAACAGCAGCUCUUCACUCUAACUCGCUCCAUGUAUAAACAGUGGUUAUAAGCCCGGCCAGGAUAAUGUCGUAUUUCAGUGGCAGGCAGACUCGAGCCAUUGUGCCAGACUUUAUAAAACACAAGCGGCACAUUUGUCUUAUUUCCAGGCUACUUUAUAGGCCACCAGGCAGGAUGUCUGCUAUAACUCACACUUUUAUCCGUACACAGUUGGAAUAACUGUAGUUAACAAAAAAAAGUUAACGCCAUGUUUUUAUAACUUAGAUUUUUAGUCUGGAUAAAAAACAAAACCCCAAACAGGACCCCCACAAUGACAGCACACUCCACGCUGACUUUUGGUCACAGUCUCGUUGGUCAGUUUCUGGUGUUGGCAGAUCAAGAAGACACAUGAAAUCCACAUGACAUUCACACAUGAAGUGAACGAUCACACGUCCAAACUGACUGUCUCUGCUGUGACUCUGAUCCUGUCCAUCUGUCUCCCUAUGACCGUGGGUCUUUCUCCAACUGUGUGGUGCUCUCUUUCUGUGAGUAUGUCAAACUGAGAGUGUGUGUCUCGGUCAGAGUGUGUCAGCAGCGAGUGAUGUUAACCCCAGGGUGUGUAUGAAGUGUGUCUCGUUGCUCCUAAAAGGCUUUCGAUAUGUGUAUCAACACACACUGUUAGCAUGUGCUGUUUGUCUCUGUCGGCGUCUCUGUGGUUUGAUGUUUCUCCACCUCCAUAGUCAGUGUUUCUGCGUUUCAGAGUGUGAUGAAAGAUGAAUGAAGUGUCGAUAACAAUGCAAUGAUGUGGUUUGUGCCUCUUUUUUUUUUCUUUUUCUGGUGGAAAGACGUUAUUCUCUGAAAGGAUGUUGUUAUUUUCCCAUUUCAUUCCUCCUUUUUCAUUCUCUGCAGAUUUCUCUCUCACAUUGAACUCGACAUCGACCGAUAAUCAAGUUUAGACACUAAUACCUACAAAGUCAAAGUGUUCAAAUUGUCUGUCAGGGAUGUUUAAACGGGCUGCUGGUGGCCGGUUAGUGCCUUCAGUUGUGACUAUGGAGAACCUACUGAGCGUUAAGCAAAGGAGAUUUAUGUGUCUCCACUCAACUGUUGUUAUUUUUAAAGUAAAUCAAUAACACAGAGCUAUAUAGCAGCUGUGAGAUACUGAAAUAUUAGUUGUUUAAGUAAAUAUUAGGGAAAUGCAGUUCAUUUUUGAGGGUGUACUCACAACCCCGCCCGAUCCGUACCCAUGUCAGUACCCGUUGUAGGUGUCAGAAAAGCCCCCGGCUAAGGAAACGGCACACUUAUCCAACAAUCAUGCAGUUUUGCCUCAAGCUUACUGCCACAGUGUUGUUUCUCGUCUCUGUUGAUGUGAAUUUUUCAGCAAACAAAUCAAGAACAGCAGUGUUGGCAGAUUUCUGAUGCAAUUAUCCAAAUGAAAAUGAAAUGACUAAAUGAUCACAACGAGCACAUCCUGAAAAACAACAUACGUGUCAACGCAGCUGACAUUCUCAGCUCCUUGUCAGGCAUUAACAUGUCCCCACAACACAAGUGAACACUCGUGAUCAGAUCCUCUUUUCCCACUUCAAAUAGGCAACAUAGCCUCAUACACCUUCAUCGGCCUUUAAAAAACAUCAAAAAUAACGAUGAGUAACACUCAGAGGGUGGAGAUAACAGAACUUCUGCAGCUGAGUAAGUGAGAGGUAGCAGUUGAACUCGGACAGGAGGGAAGACGUGACCCAAAAACUUCCUUUUGAUCAAGAAACCUGAUGAUGAUGCAGAUCCAUGUUAUAUCUGCAGGUCUCAUCUAUAAGGGGUGUGUCUCUGCAUCCACACAGGGCUGGACUAAUUGACAUGUUAGGAACUGGUUGUGGGUCAUAUUUGCUCCCUGCAUGCAGGCAUCAUCUGGCCCCCUCAGCUUGAUUGGAAACUAAAAUACUUGGACUUUAAAGCUUAAAGCAUAAGUCCAUGUUUACAUUUUCGGAUUUACAUGAAUGAUUGAAAUCCAGUCACGAACAACCCUGUUACUAUGUUGUUUUCUCCCUCCUUCUGUGAAAAAGUAAUAUUUUCAUUGUUGAUUCUUUGAACAAAUGAGUUUGUCGCCACUUUAAUGAAUCCCCCUCUGGCUAUAGAAUAAUUGGACAGCUGUGUGUUAGUGAAAGGAAGCCUAUGAUGAUGAAUAUCUUAAUGAUUCAUUUGUUUCUUGAUUAAAUUACUUCAGUUUGGAAAAUGUUUAUGGUGUUUGAACCCUAAUUCACACAUUCUGUGUUAUAAGCCACAAUCAAAGAGAGUCACAGUACAGGCUUCUGUUAAGUGUUGGUAUAGAAACAGCUGUGAUCUCCUGAAAACACUGACAUUUUCCCAACUAGACUGUAUAACACUAUUUUUAUAAGAAUAACCUUCUGGUCUUUUUUAGUUAUGAUGGUAUACUUCUAUGUAAUGUCUAUUGAAGUGAUGUCAUUGUAAAAGUGAACACAGACAAGUAAUAUAAAUGUGGAAUAUCAAAGAUAUUGGUUCAUAAUACCUUCAACUCCUUUGACCUACAGACAGAUCUUCAUAUCUCUGUAUGUCAUUAUGUUAUUAUUACACUUUUCUCAAUUUUUCCUUCUAUCAUUUCCUUACGUCAGCACCGUUAUUAAACACUCCUCCCUCUCCUCACUUCGCCUCUCUUCACUAUCUGGACAUGUCCGUCCUUCACUCUGAGAUUUCUUCCUUCAGUGUCACCUCUCUUGGCUCCCACCCCACACUUGUGCCCAUUAUCUCUGUUCUUUUCUUUAUCGGUGUGAUAUAUUUUCUUCCAGGCGGAGACUUACAGGCCUCCUGUGGUACCCUGGACGAGGGAGGUGUUGAUGACAAUGUCGACUGGGAGGAGGAGAGAGAGAUGGAGCGGCUGGCCUGUGAAGGAGAUGACUUUGUACCUCCAAAAAUCAUGGUAAAAGUCAUCAUACAAAUACAUUCGCAUAUGGAUUGAUUUCCUAAACAAGUCACAAAACUGCCAUGAUCAUAUCAGCUAGAAAAAAUAGUAAAACUGAAUACAGCUCACUGGAUUAAAGAAGGGAAACUAUCUAGAAGCUGUACCGUAAUCUUUAAAAAAUAAUCUGGAUUAAUCCUCCUUUUAUACCUGCACAAAGGUAUAAACUAGAUUGUUUUAGUUAAGAUAAGAUCAGAUAAGAUGAGAAGUACUUUAUUGAUCCCCAAAAGGGAAAUUCAAUAAUGGUAAUGGUACUUAAGCACAUCACGCUGAGAGAAAAAUAGAAUAAAUUAGCUUCAAUAAACUUAAUCAGAUAAAUUAGUAUGCAGGUGAAGUAUCUGAGCAGCUUAGAGAUUCUCUAUCACACACCUGUGAAUUUAUCAGGGAGCUCAAUCCCUCAUGGAAAAUAAUUUCCCUUUUUUAAUUUUCCUGCUGUUCUCUCUCUCUUUUCUGUACCUAGCAUCCAAAUAAAACACCCUCUCUCCUUCCUCUGUUUCUCCUUCACCUUUAGUUGAUCUCUUCCAAGGUGCCCAAGGCAGAAUACGUUCCUACCAUCAUCCGCAGGGAUGACCCGUCCAUCAUCCCAAUCCUUUAUGUGAGUUGACUACACUUAAUUGACACAUGCCAACACGCACAGGACACAUAAAUUAUCAAGCAUAUAAACUGUUGAGUUAGAAGGUGGUACGACUCUGUGUUAACGCCUGUAUUUCACAGCACUAAAUAACUGUUUGAUGUGAAUGUGGUUUUCUUUAGGACCAUGAACAUGCGACUUUUGAUGAUAUUUUGGGUGAGUACAUACACUCUUUUUAUCCAAUUCUUAUUAUAUUAUACCCAUAUAUUAACUUAUAUCUAUAUAAAUAUGACAAUGACUUAAAAAACAGCAAAGAAAAGUACAUUUGUAACAUAACAGUAAUGUUGUAAGUGGUUUUAAGGUUAAAAAUAAGUCUGGUACUCGGAUCUAACUCUUAGACUGCCUUCAUGAAGAUUCAGUUGCUUGUAAAAACUGCCAGUUCUUCUUUAGUUCCUCUGAUAAUUUAGUCAGGUUCAUGAUCCUAAGCAGUUUGCCUGAGGAGAAACUCUGUUCGACACUUAAGGUCAGAAAAACAUCCCCAGGCUCAACCUUAGCUGCAGGCUAAUCUCUUGAAUAAGUAAUAAUCACAGAAUCAAAUCCUGCAAAAUUACUCAAAUCAUACUGUUAAAAUAUUUUUCUGCGUUUUAAAAAUAAUCAUCUUGGUGUUUUCUGGAAAAUUCAUAAACACUACUCUUACAGAAAUAUUUAUACCUUAUUGCGUAUGAAUUUUCCAUCAUGUUAAAUUACUUAGAUUUGACAUAAACAGGCUGAUAAACCUUUUGUGCUGCAUAUUUGUCAGUCAAAUGUAAAUGAAACGAUUAAGAAUUAGAUUUAUGUAAUAAUACCAAUAAAUCCAAUGUGUUUAGAAUGAAUAAUGACAGAUUGAUGUAUUCAUCAGAGAACUCCAAUUAGUUUCUGUCUCAUAAAUUUUAACUAAAUGAAUCUAAAUAAAUGAUUUAAAGCUCGUCAUAUUUAAACUAUAUCCAUACAUUUUAACUGAUUAAAUUAAAUUGUUUGUAGAAUAAAAGAUUUAUGCUGAUUUUCAGAAACUGAAUUUAUUCUAAGAAUAUGUAAUAAUUUAAAUAAAAUAAAUAGAUGUAAACACUUCAACAUAAACCAUGCCAUGAUUUCUUUUUCCGAGUGUGCUUUAAAAGCGCUCAUGCAGUUAUUGGAAGUCUGUCAGGGAGUAAUUUAUAUAUAUUGAUUCAAACUGUACUUUUUCAUUGACCUGUUUUAUUUGGCUGCUGCUGUAUGUACACACACACACAGCUGGACUGAAUUUAAACACCACCUUCUAGUAAUGUCUCCACUGUCUAUGACAACUACUCGUCCUCCAGAGACCCCCUUUGUGUUCCCUGUUCACAUCAGUCCCUGUCUCUGCUCACUGCCACACCUGUCUCCCUAUAGUACCUUCUCUUUGCACCUCAAUCCCUUUUCUCUGCUUCAAUCAACAUUUUUUUUUUGUUCUUGAUCUCAGAGGAAAUAGAGAAGAAGCUCACGGCUUACAGGAGAGGGAGCAAGUUCUGGAGGAUGCUCAUCUUCUGUCAGGUGAGGGAGAAAAUGACAAGGGAUAAAAGCGCUGCCAAAUUAUUUGUAAAACUGCGGGGUUUUCCGGGGAUGUACGGCAUUAAGCGUUUAUUGUGUGCACUACUUGUGGAUUUUUCAGUGAAGCUGCUUUAAGUAGUUUCCUUUGGGAUCUAAUCUCUUAAGAUCGUAAUUAGAUGGAGGCAAAUUAGCAGCUGUGAUAGUGCUAAUGUAUUUUAUUUCUUUGCGCGUACAUGUGCGUGUGUGUGUAUGUGUGUCUGUGUGUGUGUGUGUGUUUCUCAGGGAGGCCCCGGUCACCUGUAUUUACUGAAGAAUAAAGUGGCCACCUUUGCUAAGGUGGAAAAGGAGGAGGACAUGAGCCAGUAAGUAACAGCAGGACCACUGCGUCUGUGUCUGUUAAACAAAUAUGUGUAUAAGUUAAAGUAAAACCUCUCAUUUCAAAUGACAGAUUAGAUUAUUAUUCAAUUUAAUGAUGUUUGGAGCACGUGAUCAGAAAUCCAAGUACUUUACUGGGCUGUAAGAAUAAUGUAAUAUGAAGGUUUUUCAUUUUACAUUGGGCCUUUGUCUACAAUAGCGAAGAUCAGCUCGGUAUCACAGUGUUGCCUAGAAUGGCUGCGCCUCCUUUUGAGUGACAUACAUGCUGCAAAAGUGCUGGAAAUCCCCAGCAGCCCCACAUCUCUAACUGUAAAUGUAAAAUGAGAGUUUUCUUUGCUUCCAUUAAGGAUGAGUGAUGGGGUGAAAGUGGUAAACUGGUGUUAUGUCCCUUCUGGUUUUCAAACCUGCAGCUGUGUUGAAACAACAACAACAGCAGCUCCUGUUACUUCACACAUUUAAAUCCAUCAUUUGGGGGAUUUUUAUGGAGCAUCUCUUGUAUGUAGACAAAACCUAUCAUUUGAAUGAGCCCUAAACCAAAGACACUUUGAAAUACUAGAGUAAAAAUACAGUUUUAAAAGAGCUGCUUACCCUGCAGCGUACUGAAACUACACUCAACACAAAUAACACAGUUAACAAACUCAGGGUGAAGUUUAUGAAACCUUCAGUUACAAAUCCAGACUAAGACGACUCUCCUGUUAUCACGUCUUUACUAAAUAACUAAAAUCACAGUGUAUUUAUAUACUUGACAGCACAUUGAUUUGGGCUUUAAAUUAAAACAGUGUGAAAUUCUUAUCUUAGGGUAAUAAAGUGUCACACCAUGAAGCUUAUAUUCACCCAAAAAGAGGCGGGGUCACAACUUCACAGUAAGGUAGACUGAUGAGGCGCUCCCAGAUAUCUUACACAUGAAUUUAUUUUUAUUUGUACACUCAGGGUAUCAGAGAAUUAAAUGCAGGUUCAUAAUGCCAAUGCUAUUCACUCAGUCUUUAUUCUUUCAUAUAUCUGAUCAGGUCCUCUUUGAACAAACAUGUUUAUUUGGAUAAUCCCAUUCUGUUCUCACAUUACAUUUCUCAACUUUUCUAAGGGAUCUAUUACUCCAUUUGGAAAUUUGUUACAAAGACAGUAACUCCAGAUAUAAGGGUCACCUUUUUGACUACGGUAGAUUUUGUUAAAACAAUUUCUUCUGUUCCAGUGUGUGAUAGUAAAACACGUAAAAAAGUUACACCUGUCUAUUUCAGACGUCUCCUCUUCAAAGUUACUUUAAGUGUAAGAACUUGGUUAACUCUUUAUUGUUCUCUUGUGGAACUAAAUCAUGGAAACUGUUCACCAGAUUGAUGAUGUUAAAAAGGAAAAUAAUGCAGAUUUUCUUUGUUUAGAUUCUGGAGGAGACUGAGUCGCUUCAUGAGCAAAGUCAACCCAGAACCCAACCUCAUCCAUAUAAUGGGAUGUUACGUCCUGGGCAAUCCCAAUGGAGAGAAGGUACCCACACACACACACACACACACACACACACACACACACACACACACACACACACACACACACACACACACACACAGGCAGCUUUAUGAAGAUGCAGAAUGAAGACCAAGGAGACUGAUUAAACACGAGGAUGCUGGUGCUUUCUCCAACUAAUACCAAACCCAAGGGACAUGACAGCAGCAGCAGCAGCCAGGUCCAGUUAAUUAAUGGUAAAACAAAACUUUGACAAUCAGCGAGAACGGACAGUAACUUUAUAUUUCCUGUAGAACAAAUUUCAGAAAAAAAAACUGGGGUGAGUGCACAUAUACGUGUAUAUAUAGUAUAUAUAUAUAUGAUAUAGUUUGAAGCCUAAAGUGUACAAACACCUCACUGAGCAAUAGACGGCUAUUAGACAUCUGGUUUUUCUUUAGACCUAAUUUCAACCAUCUAGACGCUGUAUAUUUUUCGAUGGAAUUUAGACGUUGCACUUUAACCCAUUAUCCAAUUACUGUUUAUUUCAAAAAGCAACUGUGAGUUGCAUAACUGACAUCUAAAAAACUUUCAUUUUUCGACCUGUGAUAGCCUGAUUUUAGACCAGUCGUCAAGGCUACAUUUAGACGUCUAUUAGACCGCUUUUAGACCUAAAAAUGCUCAGUGGGACUGUUGUUUCCAGUCUUUUGUCCUUACAGCUCAUACCUCACUCACUCCUCAUUCCCUGUUUGCUGCCCUCUGCUGUGACUGUGUCUGUUUCACUCCCUUUUGUCUGGUAAUAGUCAUAUUAUCCUCCCAGCUGCCUUAGUUUUCUCCCCUCUCUCCCCCCACGCUGGUGGCUAUAAUCAAACUCUGUGUAAUGGUGCUGGAUAUGGUUGGGAGCACAUAUUGGUGGUGACACUAUGAAGAGGAGACAGAACCACAUUGACACAUUAAAGGAAACACAAAACAAACACAAACACGCUGGCAGACACACAUGCUCGCCAUAGCCAGUGGUGUUUGUUCGACCUAACUGUCUGUUUCAGUCAUGUCUGCCAAAACGCUUUGUUAUAUAAAGAGGAUCUCUGUGGGGUUGAUGGACAGUCUGGCAGUCUGCAGAACAGACUGCACAUCAAUGAUAUCUCCACCCCCUCCAGACAAACACGAACACAUGCAGUUGUUUCAUAAGAGCUCCAGUCCAACAAAACCAAAUUGGUGUUUUCGUAUUUUGUUUCAAGGGUUCAGUCUGGUCCCAGGAUCCCAAAGUGAUAUUAUUAUUAUGCAAGGGGCUCGUACUCUGGAGUCCUCAUGAAAUCACAGUCAAGAAAAAGGAUUUAUUCUGCUGUCUGAAUUUCAAACAGGACCUCAGGAUCAUUAAGUAACAAAGCAACCUGUGUAGCAAAGCUUUCGGAUCCAAAGUGAGGCAUGGCGAGACAGAAGACAUUUUUGUCCAAACUAAGAGUUCACACACACACACUUACAUCCUAAUACUGUUCAUACAAACAAGUGCAGUUAUGCUAGGCGUAAUCUUAGAGAGUAUAUUUAAGUAUAUCUUAGAUAAUGACUGACUGAAGCUUGCAGCUGUAGUGGAGCAAACCGCAGCCUCUGUUAUUAAGAAGUAAAGCCAAUGCAGAUGUGCUAAAAAAGUUCCCUGAGUGCCCCCUUGAGGCCAGCUGCAGAAGCACCAGUAACCAUGUGCACACUUAUUCAAAAAAGCCUCUUUUAAGAGCAAAAAGAAACACAGGCAGGUCCGAACAGUGCAGGCCCCCCUCAGCACCCGUGUUUUUUAUACCGUGUUUGUUUCAAAGUUAUUAAGGUUACAAAAUCAGUGACGAUCUUGGCUUCAUUUUAGCAACAAAGGCCACAGAACUUAUGAAAUGUCACAGCAGUUGUUUGGAAACUCACCUCGGAGUGCAGCAAUACAAACAAAAAGCUCAGGAAGGAGAACAGCAGGGGAGCAGGUCAGGAAGAUAACCUGACCCAGUUUCCGCCUACAGAUUUUCAAGCAUGUCAGCGCAAAAUGAGCAGCCAUCUGAGCUGAGUUGCUGCUGAGAGCUUGUUUGAAACCACCUACGAUGGAAAGAAAACUUCCUGGGUUGCAACACAUUAUUUAGAGAUACUUAUUUGGCUUUCUCUGAUCCGAGGACACCUGUGCCACCCACACCUCUUGACCAAUUUGUCCCCCAUGUCUGGCAUCUAACCACCUUCUUUCAUCUUCUUUCAAAGGAGUGCAAACACAAGUAAUGAAAGCUCCUUUUUUCCCUCACCAGCUCUGUUUUAACAUCAUAAAGAAAAACAGGGACACAUUUGGUCUUUGAUAUCACUGAGGAGUCGGUUAAUGAAAUCCUUCGUGAGUAAAAUCAAGCAAGAAAUCAGAGAAAUUCAGUUUUUAAUGUGCAAAGCAGCGCUGCCUGUCUGGGGCAACAAACUCCAGAACGCAAAAUAAAUUUAAGAGAGACUUCAGUUUGGAGAUUUUGAUGCCGACAAAAAGGGUUUAGUCAAAAUAUUUAAAGUCAGUCACUUCAUCUGCAAACUUUGUGAGGAGCAGGAGCCGCAGUUUGAGAAUCAAUCUUCUAAUCAGCUUCUUAGUUAAAUUCUAAAUAUCAUAACACUGUAGGACUUUGAGGACUGCAAAUAUAAACUAUCAUUUUCUAUUUUACUAAAGUUUGAAAUUCAGAAACCCUUCAUGGCAGUCUUUCUUUGGGACAUCUGCUCUUAGUCUAUCAGAUGACGUGGGAAAGUGAUGUUACUCAAACAAAAGCAGAUGUGCUCUCAUUCCUUAUUUACCUGCUCAGGUAAAAAGUGUCUGUUUGGCAUUUGGGCAGUAAUAAGCUGGAUUCAUGGCCCUUCUUUGCCUAGUUUUGAUGCUUUUUGUGCAUGUUGCAUCUGAAGAUGGAUACCCUCGCAUCAUACUCUGCCCGAUGCGAGUGCAGUCAGAUUAAUUGGCGUGCGCUCUCUUAUCUCUGCCCAACAGCUGUUCCAGAAGCUGAAGAAUCUGAUGAGGCCUUAUUCUGUCGAGUUUGAGUCGCCGCUGGAGCUGUCGGCACAGGGUGGGUCUGAACAGUCAUGCAAUAUCCUCCAAACAGGGACACAUACACACAAAUGUCACUGACAUACAGCACAUGUUUUGUACUGUUAAGUUGUUUUUCUUUGCAACCUUAAAGGGAUAUUACACUGUAAAUUUAAGUUAUGGUCAAACAUACUGUAACAUCCAGUUAGACACCCCCUUGAGAGAUGAAUGUUGCUGACUGCUUACUUCUCUAGUUAUAUCACCUUUAGUAACGACCGCAAGAUAACUUCAUCAACAGUACAUACAGGGUCCCAGUCAUAGUACUAGCCACAAAACAUGUUGUUAGCUUUGCCUGAUUUCUUUAGCAAAGAGACUAAACACAACUCACCCACUCUCCUCCAGCAGCCGCUUGUUUGUUGGGGGAGCCCUGACGAGCGUCUUGGUCUUAUUGCAUUUGCAUGAAGAAAUUAUCAUAAAUGUUCUUCCUUGAGCUGCGAAACUCCGCUGCACUCAGUGAUCGACUCGUCAGGGCACUUCCUACAAACAGGCGGCUGCUGGAGGAGAGUGGGUGAGUCGUAUUUGGUCUCUUUGCUAAAGAAAUCAGGCAAAGCUAAAAAGAUGUUUGAUGGCUAGUACUACGGCUGGGACCCUAUAUGUCCUGUUGAUAAAAUUAGGUGCUGUUCUGAGCAUUAUUUGUGACUUUAGAGUGGCUCUUUGGUUGAGGUUUGCAUGUGGAGAUGUAGACUACUGUGUAUUGCUAUCGUGCGGUCGUUACUCAGCAACAGUCAUCUCUCUUGGGGGUGUUUAACUCGGUGUUAUGGUGAGUUUGACCAUAACUUAAAUAAACGCCAGAAUAUCCCUUUAACUCCAACAUUGUGUACCAUCUAACUUUUCCCGUCAUGUCCCAUUUUUCAAUCAAGGCAAAGAGAUGAUUGAGAUGUACUUCGACUUUCGCCUGUACCGUCUCUGGAAGACACGCCAGCACUCGAAACUGUUGGACUAUGAGGAUUUUUUGUGA